CAUGCUAGCUCCACACUCUCGCCGAGGCGAAGCGAGGCAGCGCGAGCACGAGAGUGUAGUCGGUUCACUCGUGUCGUCUUGUCUCGCCUCGCCUCGCCUCGUACGCGCUCCGUUCGGUGUCGGUAUUUUGGUCACGAGUCAAAGGACACGCGGCACGAGGCGAGGAGCACCAACUACACUCUCGAAUAGUCUCGCGCGCGCGCCUUGCAACCACGUGCUUUUCAUAACCGUGCUUGCAACUUGUCAGCUAGUCAGUGUAACUAACUAUUAUUUUUUUUGGAUAUUUGAAUAAUAUUUUAUUUUAAAAAUGUGCGACUGGACAAACGAACUAUCAAUAAAAUUUAUGGAGAAUUAUCAAUCUCAACCCGUUUUAUGGGACCCAAAGCUCCGGGGUCAUAAAGAUAAGGCAAAAACAAAUGAUGCCUGGACCAAAAUCAGUAAAGAGUUAAAUAAUAUACCGAUUGAAGAGCUGAAGAAUAAAAAAAAUUCAAUAAUGGCAACAUUUCGCGGACAUUUAAGAAAAAAAAAGGCGUCCAUUAGAUCAGGAGCUGGACAAAAUGAGGUUUAUCAGCCAAUAUGGUUUUUAUUCAACCAGAUCGAGAGUUUUUUAGGGAAUAUUAAUGAUUGUAACGCUACGAUUAAUACUGAACAGGAGUAUAAUUCAGGAAUUAUCCGUGAGAUUGGAGAAAAUGAAAAUAGUAAUGGUAAUGAAACAACCUUAUCAAACACCCUCAAUCAUGAAAACCUAAUAGAAAAGCAAACCAUAAGAGAAAACCAAACCUCGUCCAAACCUCGACGACGAGGUACUUCUAUCGAGUUAGAUGAAGCUGGAAAACAGAUGAAACGGGCAUUUAGUACAUUAGAAAAUUGUAUCAAUAAUAGAAAAGAGGAGGACGAGUACGAUUAUUAUGCAAAGAUACUAGCAAAAAAAAUACGUAAGCUACCAGAAAACGAACGUGAAGUAUUCAUGUAUGAAGUUGAUGGACUGUAUAUUGAUUUCUUACGUCGUUCAAACAAUCAAUCAUCAACUUCACGCUCCACAACACCAAUAUUUGGAAAAAAUAUUCAAAGCCGACCACCACCUUCAUGCACCUCAACACCAAUACUUGGAACAAGUAUUCAAAGCCGACCACCAUCUUCACUUGCUUCUUAUUCUGAACCUGAAAUUAUAAUUUCAAGUUAUCCGCAAAGUGCUGAGUACUCUAUUUCCAAUCCUUCUUCACCUGCAGUAGUACAGCAUAGAACAUAUUCCAAUCCUUCUUCACCUGCAGUAAUACAGCAUAAAACAUAUUCUAAUCCUCAGUACUCUAAUCCUCUCUAUUCAGAACAACUGUCCAGCCCUAGUCAUGUAACUGAUAUAAAUCUACCAACUAACUCAAACAUAAUAAGUCAAGCAUUUUACAUUGCUCAUGAAGAUGAAGAAUAUUGAUUUAUUAAAAUGUUAUUUGUUUUUUUAAAAGAUACAAGUUAUUUCGU
This is a messenger RNA of Myzus persicae (green peach aphid), 1476 nucleotides long. RefSeq lists its product as uncharacterized. Lineage: Eukaryota; Metazoa; Arthropoda; Insecta; Hemiptera; Aphididae. The record is from RefSeq and is a predicted model, not a curated record. Bases 308 to 1429 code for a protein of 373 amino acids. The transcript is spliced from 2 exons.